AUGUCCAUUGACGAGCGCUGUAUCAACACUAUUCGCACUUUGGCUGCCGAUGUCGUGCGUGGUGCCAACUCAGGACAUCCAGGCGCGCCUAUGGGAUUGGCACCCAUGGCUCAAGUGCUCUUUACAAACUUUGUUCGUAUCAACCCAAAGAACCCACAUUGGCCUAACCGUGAUCGCUUUGUUCUCUCCAACGGCCAUGCUUGUGUUUUGCAAUACAUCAUCCUCCACUUUAUGGGCUUCAAGGUGUCCAUGGAUGAUCUCAAAGCUUUCCGUAGUGUUGGGAGCAUCACACCGGGUCAUCCAGAGCGUACCCACACACAGGGCAUUGAAGUGACCACCGGUCCUUUGGGUCAAGGUAUUGCCAACGCGGUGGGAUUGGCCAUUGCCGAACAAGAGAUGGCUGCUACAUUCAACAAACCAAACUAUCCCAUCUUUGACAAUUACACAUACGUCAUUCUUGGUGAUGGUUGUAUGCAAGAGGGCGUUCAAUCGGAGGCUUGCUCCCUUGCUGGUCAUUUGCAACUUGGCAAGCUGAUCGCAUUGUAUGAUGACAACCAUAUCACCAUUGAUGGUGACACUGCUGUCUCAUUCACCGAGGAUGUUGUGAAGCGCUUCGAAGCCUAUGGAUGGCACGUGCAAAUUGUCUCUGACGGCGACCAUAAUAUGCAAUCCAUUCAACAAGCUAUUGAAAAGGCCAAGACCGUCACUGAUAAGCCAUCCUUGAUCAAGGUGCAUACCACCAUCGGCUUUGGAUCUUUGAAUCAAGGUGAAGAAAAGGUGCAUGGUGCUCCUCUUGAACCCGAUGACAUUCGUCAAGUGAAGGAAAAGUUUGGCUUUAACCCUGAUGAGAAAUACGUGGUGCCCCCCGAAGUUUAUGAUCAUUAUCAUAAACGUGCUGCUCAAAAUGCCCAAUAUGAAGAAGAGUGGAAGCAGCUCCUCCAAAACUAUGCAAAGGAAUAUCCAAAUGAAGCAGCCGAUCUCAAUCGUCGGCUGACAGGCAAGCUCCCUGAUGGAUGGGAAAAUGCGUUGCCACGCUACACGCCUCAAGAUCAGCCUGUUGCUACUCGUAAACUUUCGGAAGCUGUCAUCAACAAGCUCAGUGAAGCAAUUCCAGAACUUAUUGGAGGCUCAGCAGACUUGACUGGUUCCAACAACACGCGAUGGAAAAACGCUGUUGAUUUCCAACCGCCAUCCACUAAGCUUGGCAAUUAUGGUGGUCGCUACAUUCGAUAUGGUGUUCGUGAACAUGCCAUGUUUGCUAUCAUGAAUGGCAUUGCUGCUUAUCAAGGCCUGAUCCCAUUUGGUGGUACAUUUUUGAACUUUUUGACGUAUGGUUGGGGCGCUGCACGUCUGAGCGCGUUAAGCGAGCUGAGGGUGAUGUACAUUAUGACGCAUGACUCGAUUGGCCUUGGCGAAGAUGGUCCAACGCAUCAACCUAUUGAGACUUUGGCAUUGACACGUGCUACACCCAAUAUGCUCACUUUCAGACCAUGCGAUGGCAAUGAAACUUCAGGAGCCUAUCGCUGUGCAUUGUUACAUAGCCACAUGCCAUCCAUCUUAUCGUUGACUCGUCAAAACUUGCCUCAAUUGGAGGGCACUUCGAUUGAAGCCGUUUGCAAGGGUGGCUAUGUACUCCAAUCAGAUGACAACCCCGAUGUUGGUAUCGUGGCUACUGGAUCAGAAGUGCCCAUUGCUGUGGAAGCUGCAAGCUUCUUGCGAAAAGAAGGUAUCAAGGUCCGUGUCAUCUCGAUGCCGUGCACAGAACUCUUUGAUGAGCAACCACGUGAUUAUCGUAUCUCGGUAUUCCCCAAGGGAGUUCCCAUUGUCUCUGUCGAAGCUUUAUCUACGUUUGGGUGGCAAAAAUUUUCGCACGCUCAAGUUGGCAUGACAACCUUUGGUGCUUCUGGUCAAUAUCCCGAUGUUUACAAGCACUUCAAAAUUACCUCUGAGCAUGUACGUGAUGUGGCCAAAGACAUCAUUCAAUACUUUAAGCAGCAUGGCAAUGUCCCUGAACUCUUUCCCCAAUACGCCCCCGCUUCGUAA
Molecule: messenger RNA, 2043 nt
Organism: Lichtheimia ornata
Lineage: Eukaryota; Fungi; Mucoromycota; Mucoromycetes; Mucorales; Lichtheimiaceae
Product: transketolase
Exons: 8
Coding region: 1-2043 (680 amino acids)
Biological process (GO): pentose-phosphate shunt
Cellular component (GO): cytosol
Molecular function (GO): transketolase activity
Source: RefSeq, a predicted model, not a curated record